AUGCAACACCAACAACAACAACUACAGCAAAACCUCAACGACCAGAACGACAACGGUAACCAAAUCGCCCUCAAAAUCACCAAUCUCCUCAACCACCACCCCAACUGGCACCAUCUCCUUACCUCCUCCGACACCAUCCCCGUUGCCGCCCUAACACCUCAAGUCGUCCGAUCCAUUCUCCUCCAAGACCAUGUAUCCGACCCCGAGCGCCUCCUUGAGUUCUUCUAUUGGGUCCAAUCUCAAAUUGCUCUCCCCCAAUCCAUUGAUUCGUUCUCAAUCCUUGUCGCCCGACUCUGCAAUUCCGAUCUGUUGGGCCCCACCAAUGGCCUUCUCGAAAGAAUGAUAACAACCCAUCUGCACCCUCCGGCCUCGGAUGCAAGUACGAUAUCAGAUUCGAUUGCCAGUAGCUAUCAAAGCUGUAACGGGUCGAAUCCGGCCGUUUUCAAUGUGCUAAUCGAUACAUGUAGGGAGGUGCGUAGGUUGCGAGAGGCUGUUGAAAUAUUUUUGGGAUUGAAAAACAGAGGAAUUACUGUUAGUCUGCGGUGUUUUAAUUCUAUGCUGAGUGAUCUGUUGAAGGUGAAUGGGAUGGAUUUGUUUUGGAAGGUGUAUGGGUGCAUGUCGGAGGUGGGAAUUACACCAGAUGUUUAUACAUAUACAUCUUUGGUGGGUGCGCAUUGCAAAUCUGGGAAUGUUGGUGAGGCGAAGUGGUUGUUUGUUGAAAUGACCGAGAAGGGUUGUAGGCCAAAUGCGGUUACGUAUAACGUGCUUAUUGCAGGAUUGUGUCGAGCAGGCAGUCUUCAUGAAGCUUUCCAGCUGAAAAGGAAGAUGCGUGAGAAUGGUCUGAUGGCAGAUAGCUUUACGUAUGCUACACUCGGGAAUGGGCUGUGCAAGGAACGGAGGUCAAGAGAGGCAAAAUUGUUGGUGGCGGAGAUGUGGGAGAUGGGAUUGAAGCCAAAUUACGUUGCCUACACGGCUUUGAUUGAUGGGUUGAUGAAAGAAGGUGAUGUGGAUGAGGCUUUUAGAGUGAGGGAUGAUAUGUUUGUUCACGGAAUUCAGGUGAAUGUCACUGGGUAUAAUACACUCAUUUGCGGCGUAUGUAAGGUCGGAAAGAUGGAGAAGGCCCACCAGCUCUUGAAUGAGAUAGUCGGGAUGGGGUGGAAGCCAAAUGCAAUGACAUAUGGUUCAGUUAUCGAGGGUUAUUUGAAAGAGAAGGACACCGAUAAUGCUUUUGAGAUGUUUGAUGAAAUGAAGAGAAAUGUAUUGCCUACGGUUGUUACAUAUAGCUUAUUGAUUAAUGGGCUUUGUCAUUGUGGAGAUUUGCACCGAGUAAACAGUUUAUUGGAGGAGAUGGUUGCGAGUGGUCUCAAGCCGAAUGUUGUUAUCUAUACGGCGCUUAUAACAGGUUACUGUAGGGAAGGUAGAGUUGAAGAUGCAUGCAAGGUUUUGAAGAGGAUGUUGGAGAGAGGUGUCGUUCCAGAUGUGUUUUGCUACAAUUCUUUUAUAGCUGGAUUAUGCAAGGCGGGAAAGAUGGAAGAUGCCAGUAUGUACUUGGUGGAAAUGAAGGAGAGGGGACCGAUUCCAAAUGCGUUUACAUAUGGGGCUUUCAUACGGGGGCAUGGUAAGGCCGGGUAAAUGCACAAGGUGGACGGAUAUUUCAAGGAGAUGCUUGGCUGCAGUUUGGCGCCGGAUGUUGUUGUUUAUACUGUUCUUAUCGACGGGCAUUGCAAAGCAGGUAAUGUAAAAGAAGCCUUCUCAAUAUUUCAUGCUAUGCUUGGAAGAGGGGUGCUUCCAGAUGUGCAGACUUACAGUGUGCUCAUCCACGGAUUUUC
This is a messenger RNA of Magnolia sinica, 1829 nucleotides long. RefSeq names its product pentatricopeptide repeat-containing protein At5g61990, mitochondrial-like. Gene Ontology annotation, molecular function: protein binding. The record is from RefSeq and is a predicted model, not a curated record. Lineage: Eukaryota; Viridiplantae; Streptophyta; Magnoliopsida; Magnoliales; Magnoliaceae. Bases 1 to 1632 code for a protein of 543 amino acids. The transcript has a single exon.